UGGCGAUGGAAAAAGAGAAGUAUGUUGAUGAACUGACAAAAGCACUGGUGUCAGGAGCAGGACCAACUGACACAUACAAGUUUAAUUUUUCGAAAGAGUCUUGUCAUUUCUCCUUUGAGAAAAACUUGAGAGAUGUUUCAUACAAACCUCUGGGACCCUUCCUGCCCCAUCACCAGGACACUUCAGUUGGCAGUAGAUUGUUCUGGAUGAAAGCAUACUCUAGUACAAGCAUUUAGAACUCAUUAUCUCUUCACUAUACGUACUGUCGCCUACUCAAGAGAUUAUCAUGUACUUUGUGUCACUGUUUUCCCUCUGCCUUUUGCAGUUCAUAUGGAUUUUGCAGUAUAUACUUUGUCAUGCAAAUAAUACAUCUUAAUUAAAAAUGUCUUCCUCUUCUUCUUUCAUAAUUUGCUCUGUUACUUCAGAAAACAUUUUCAUUCAUGAGCCAUGUAAAAAAGACCUAAUUUUUUUUGAUAAGAGUAACCCUGGGCGGAGACAAAAGACCUGUAUGCAGAAAACUAAGACACUGAUGAAAGAAAUUAAAAAUGAUACCAACAGAUGGAGAGAUAUACCAUGUUCUUGGAUUGGAAGAGUCAAUAUUGUGAAAAUGACUAUACUACCCAAAGCAAUCUACAGAUUCAAUGCAAUCCAUAUCAAAUUACCAAUGGCAUUUUUUACGGAACUAGAACAAAAAAAUCCUAGAUUUGUAUGGAGACACAAAAGACCCCGAAUAGCCAAAGCAGUCUUGCGGGAAAAACACGGAGCUGGAGGAAUCAGACUCCCUGACUUCAGACCAUACUACAAAGCUACAGUAAUCAAGAAAAUAUGGUACUGGCACGAAAACAGAAACAUAGAUCAAUGGAACAAGAUAGAAAGUCCAGAGAUAAACCCACGCACCUAUGGUCAACUAAUCUAUGACAAAGGAGGCAAGGAUAUACAAUGGAAAAAAGACAGUCUCUUCAAUAAGUGGUGCUGGGAAAACUGGACAGCUACAUGUAAAAGAAUGAAAUUAGAACACUCCCUAACACCAUACACAAAAGUAAACUCAAAAUGGAUUAGAGACCUAAAUGUAAGACCAGACACUAUAAAACUCUUAGAGGAAAACAUAGGAAGAACACUCUUUGACACAGAUCACAGCAAAAUCUUUUUUGAUCCACCUCCUAGAGUAAUGGAAAUAAAAACAAAAAUAAACAACUGGGACCUAAUGAAACUUAAAAGCUUUUGCACAGCAAAGGAAACCAUAAACAAGAUGAAAAGACAACCCUCAGAAUGGGAGAAAAUAUUUGCAAACGAAUCAAUGGACAAAGGAUUCAUCUCCAAAAUAUAUAAACAACUCAUGUAGCUCAAUAUUAAAGAAACAAACAACCCAAUCCAAAAAUGGGUAGAAGACCUAAAUAGACAUUUCUCCAAAGAAGACAUACAGAUGGCCAAGAAGCACAUGAAAAGCUGUUCAACAUCACUAAUUAUUAGAGAAAUGCAUAUCAAAACUACAAUGAGGUAUCACCUCACACCAGUUAGAAUGGGCAUCAUCAGAAAAUCUACAAACAACAAAUGCUGGAGAGGGUGUGGAGAAAAGGGAACCCUCUUGCAUUGUUGGUGGGAAUGUAAACUGAUACAGCCAGUAUGGAGAACAGUAUGGAGGUUCCUUAAAAAACUAAAAAUAGAAUUACCACAUGACCCAGAAAUCCCGCUACUGGGCAUAUACCCAGAGAAAACCAUAAUUCAAAAAGACACAUGCACCCCAAUGUUCAUUGCAGCACUAUUUACAAUAGCCAGGUCAUGGAAGCAACCUAAAUGCCCAUCGACAGACAAAUGGAUAAAGAAGUUGUGAUACAUAUAUACAAUGGAAUAUUACUCAGCCAUAAAAAGGAAAGAAAUUGAGUCAUUUGUUGAGACGUGGAUGUAUCUAGAGACUGUCAUACAGAGUGAAGUAAGUCAGUGAGAGAAAAACAAAUAUCAUAUGUUAACGCAUGUAUGUGGAACCUAGAAAAAUGGUACAGAUGAACUGGUUUGCAGGGCAGAAGUUGAGACACACAUGUAGAGAACAAACGUAUGGACACCAAGGGGGGAAAGCCGCGGGGGUGGUGGUCGUGGUGGUGUGCUGAAUUGGGCGAUUGGGAUUGACAUGUAUACAGUGAUGUGUAUAAAAUUGAUGAUUAAUAAGAACCUGCUGUAUGAAAAAUAAAAU
This is a messenger RNA of Balaenoptera acutorostrata (minke whale), 2188 nucleotides long. RefSeq names its product X-ray repair cross complementing 4 (gene XRCC4). Lineage: Eukaryota; Metazoa; Chordata; Mammalia; Artiodactyla; Balaenopteridae. Gene Ontology annotation, molecular function: DNA binding. The coding region runs from base 383 to 1342 and encodes 319 amino acids. Gene Ontology annotation, biological process: immunoglobulin V(D)J recombination; response to X-ray; positive regulation of ligase activity. Gene Ontology annotation, cellular component: DNA ligase IV complex; DNA-dependent protein kinase-DNA ligase 4 complex; nucleus. The record is from RefSeq and is a predicted model, not a curated record. The transcript has 2 exons.